AUGGCUGAAUCAUUUUUUUCUGACUUUGGCUUAUUGUGGUAUCUGGAGGAGCUUAAAAAGGACGAGUUCUGGAAAUUUAAGGAACUUCUCAAGCAAGAACCUCUGAAACAUGAACUCAAGUCCAUCCCCUGGACUGAACUGAAGAGGGCGUCAAGAGAAGAUCUUGUGAAGUUGCUGGGCAAAUUCUACACAGAGAAGCAGGUGUGGGAGGUGACACUCAGUAUUUUUCAACAGCUCCAAAGGACAGACCUCUGGAAGAAAGCUCAGAAAGAGAUAAAAUGUAACCUAAACCCAUACAAAAAGCACAUGCGGAAAAAAUUUCAGCUAAUAUGGGAAAACGAGGUUUGCCUCCCAGUCCCUGACGCUUUCUACGAAGAAACCAUAAAGAAAGCGUCUGAAGAGCUGAGAAAGGUUUACUCUUUGAACGAGACACAAGGCGAGCCCGUCACAGUGCUGCUAAGAGGCUCGGAAGGAACUGGGAAAAGCACCUUUUUGAGAAAAACCAUGUUGGAAUGGACAGAGGGCAGCUUCUGCAAGGACAGAUUCACCUUUGUCUUCUUCUUCAGCGGUCGUGAGCUGAACGCUGUCGCAGAGACGAGCUUGGUGGAGCUGUUCUCCAGAGACUGGCCCGAGACUUCAGAGUCCAUUGACAACAUCCUUUCCCAGCCCCAGGAGAUCCUGUUCAUCUUGGACGACCUGGAGGAGCUCAACUGUGACUUGACCGGGGACUUCACGUGCGAUGACUGGACGCAGCCGCUCCCAGUAGACAUCCUUUUGAGUAGUUUGCUGCAGAAGAAACUGCUUCCAGGCGCCUCUCUGCUGAUCGCCUUGGAGCCGGACAAUGUGAAAAGACACGGUUUUCUAUUGCAGCACCCCAAAUCGCUCUUCGUCUCAAGCUUGACCAUUUUCGACAUCAAGAAGUACUUUUCCUAUUUUUUCCCCGAGACAAAGAAAGCCGGAGCCGCUUUCGAUUUUGUCAAAGGCAACCGAGCUCUGUUGGCUCUAUGUCAAAAUCCACUUUUGUGUCAGCUGAUCUGUUCUUGUCUCAAAUGGCAGCUGGCCAGGGGGGAAGAUCUUCACAUCACUUACCAGAGAAGGACGGCCUUGUUUGCAACCUUUUUCAUCAACACCGUGAAAGCAGGGAGUAAGACUUUUUCACAGAAGCGGAACAUACUUCAGGUGAAAGGUCUGUGCCGCCUGGCUGCGGAGGGAGUGUGGACUCAGAACACUCGCUUCAGCCUGAAGGACUUCAGGAGGCAUGGGGUCCCCGAGUCUUUCGUAUUGGCUUGGUCAGGCGUGAGUCUUCUGCGAAGGAACGGGGACUGCAUUACUUUCAUCCAUCGAAAGAUCCAGGAUUUCUGUGCGGCUCUGUUUUAUUUACUGAAAGAACCCAGCGACAGCUAUAACCCAGCCAUCGGUUGCAUCAACAAGCUGAUAUUCACUGGGCUCUGGCGAGUUGAAAGCAACUUAAUCCAGACGAGGUUGUUCGUGUUUGGGCUUUCAGCAGAAAAAAUCAACAACAUUCUGGGGAUGUCUGCGAACGUCCAACUCUCACAAGAAAUAAUGCGGUGUAUAAAAAGUCUGCAACGGUACAAAUUUGCAGAGGAAGAAUUGGAUUUCCAGGAAUUGUUCAAUGGUCUGUUUGAAACCCAGGAAAAAGGAUUUGUAAUGCAAGCAAUGGAUAUUUUUGGAGAAAUUGCUAUCCAUAUCGAAUACACAGUGGAGUUAAUGAUCGCUUCCUACUGUCUACCACAUUGCCAAAAUUUGCAGAAACUCACGCUGUGUUUAGAAAAUGUCUUUUCGGAUACCGCUGGGUCCUGUGAAAGCUCAAUGACGGACAGGAUCACCCUUUGGGGGAACUUAUGCUUGGUGUUCAGAUACAACAAGAACUUGAAAGCGUUUGAGCUGAUCAACACGUGCCUCAACAACGACUCGCUCGCCAUUCUGUCCAGAGCGAUGGCUCCGCCCUUUAGUGACCUCCAGCGGAUUGUGUUUUAUUUCGUGUCUGGUCUCGGAGAUGGCGCAGACUUCUUCAAGACGAUUCUUCAUCACCCUAGUCUGAAAUACCUGAGUCUGCACGGCACGAGACUCUGCCACGCUGCGGUCAGGCAGCUGUGUGAGACCCUCAAGCAACCGAAAUGUAAUAUCGAGCAGCUAAUGUUGGGAAAUUGCAACAUUACACAGGACGCGUGUGAAGAUCUCGUCGCUGCCCUCAUCUGCAAUAACAAACUGAAGCAUCUGAGCCUUCUGGAGAACCCCCUGAACGACGAAGGCAUCCGGCUGCUGUGUAACGGUCUGAAGCAUCCCGAGUGUGCCCUGGAGAUCCUGCUAUUGAAUUACUGUUGUCUGUCCUACAUCCCCUGUGGCUACAUCUCCGAAGCUCUGUUGCAAAGUAAAUCCUUGACCUUUCUGAGUCUGAGCUUCAACGUCCUGCUUGACCGAGGAGUGGCAACGUUAUGUGAAGCCCUCAAGAGCCCGGACUGUCAGCUACAGGAGCUAUGGCUGAAGAAUUGUUUCCUCUCUUCCGAAUGUUGUAAGAGCAUUUCCGCUGUUCUUAUUAACAACCAAAAUCUGAAGACCCUGAACCUUGGACAGAACAAAAUACUAGAUGCGGGUGUCAUACAGCUGUGUGAUGCUUUGAAGCACCCUAACUGUAAUCUACAAAAGCUUGGGUUGGAGAGGUGCGGUCUCACCAGCGCCUGCAGCGAGGACCUCGCCUCCGCUCUCACCACCUGCAUGACCCUGAAGCAUCUGACCUUAGACUGGAUCAACUUGGACCAUGACGGCGUGACAGUGCUGUGCCGGGCAUUGAACCACCCGAACUGUACCCUAGAGGUUCUCGGGUUAAACAAGGAUGAAUUUGAUGAGGAAAGUCGGUUGCUUCUGAAAGACUCUGAGGAGAAAAAUGCUGGUCUGACCAUCACACAUCAACCUUGGAUUGAAAAGGAGAACAAGCUCAGCGGCAUGGUCUUGGACUGA
Elephantulus edwardii (Cape elephant shrew) is the source of this 2979-nucleotide messenger RNA. RefSeq names its product NACHT, LRR and PYD domains-containing protein 9-like. Bases 1 to 2979 code for a protein of 992 amino acids. Gene Ontology annotation, biological process: regulation of inflammatory response. The transcript is spliced from 9 exons. Gene Ontology annotation, cellular component: cytoplasm. NCBI's taxonomy places the organism in Eukaryota, Metazoa, Chordata, Mammalia, Macroscelidea, Macroscelididae. The record is from RefSeq and is a predicted model, not a curated record.